AUGUCUGCGGUGGGUGCUCGCCCUGGUCUUUGGGCUGUCACUCAUCUACUUCCUCAGGAGCACCUUCAAGCAGGCUAUAUUUGUGAGAGGAAGGAUUUGCUGGUGAAUGGCUGCUGCAACGUUAAUGUCCCUGGCACAAAGCAAUACUGCUGUGAUGGCUGCUGGCCCAACUGCUGCUGCAACUGCAAUGUCCCUAGCACAAAACAAUACUGCUGCCAUGGCUGCUGGUCCAGUGGCUGCUGCAACAUUAACCUGCUGCCCAACAAGCAGCUUCUCUUGGAGUGCUUCCCCAGUUGGGCAGCUGGGGCAUUCCAGAACCUCUUCAUGGCAGUUGAAGAACAUUUUGAGUUGUGCCUGGCCACAUGCAGAACCUCAACCCGGAGCAGGCAACAUGAGAACACCUACCAGUACCCCAUAGCAAAGUCUUGCUAA
This is a messenger RNA of Macaca mulatta (Rhesus monkey), 432 nucleotides long. RefSeq names its product SREBP regulating gene protein-like. The record is from RefSeq and is a predicted model, not a curated record. Lineage: Eukaryota; Metazoa; Chordata; Mammalia; Primates; Cercopithecidae. Gene Ontology annotation, biological process: positive regulation of SREBP signaling pathway.